CUUCAAAAAAAAAAAAAAAAAAAGAAAAUCUGACAUCGAAAGAAAAAAACUCAAAAAACUCUCCUACUCUUUCUCUCUCCAAAAUAAAAAAAAAAACCCUAACACACAAACACAAACACAAACACAAACACACACUCUCUAUCCCCAAAUCCCGCUAUUCAAACUCCUAGUUUCUCAUUUCUGUAUCUUUGGAUUUGUGGUUUCAAUGGUGUAAAGAUUGAAGCAGAAAGAGAGAGUGUGAGAUUUGAUUUGGAAGGAUCUGUAAAGAUAUAUAAUUUAUAUAUUAUUAAUUUUUUUUAUAUAAGUUAUUAUUAGAGAGAGAAACAACAUAAAAGAAUGUCGUCGAGUGAUAAAGAGCUGGAGCAACAGCUUAUGGAAGCUGGAAAUAAGCUUCUCAAUCCUCCUCCUUCUGUUGAUGAACUCCUUCCUCUUCUUGACCAAGUUGAGAAUUGUCUAUCGAAAGUGGAGCAGUCCCCUACAGCAUCAAUGAAAAGUGCACUUUCCCCAUCACAGAAUGCGUUGGUUGCUGAUCCACUUUUUAGGCAUUCAGACAUUGAUGUGAAAGUAGCAGUUGCGUCUUGCAUUAGCGAAAUUACUAGGAUAACUGCACCUGAUGCUCCUUAUGAUGAUGAUCAGAUGAAGGAUGUUUUUCAGCUAAUUGUAUCAUCAUUUGAAAAUCUAGCUGACAAGUCUAGUCGAUCAUAUGGUAAAAGGACUUCAAUUCUCGAAACUGUUGCGAAAGUUAGAUCAUGUGUUGUGAUGUUGGAUCUUGAAUGUGAUGCUCUGAUAAUUGAGAUGUUCCAGCAUUUCCUUAGUGCUAUAAGGGAUUGUCACCCAGAGAAUGUCUUUUCUUCCAUGGAGACCAUUAUGACCCUUGUCUUAGAAGAAAGUGAAGAGAUAUCCCCAGAACUACUGUCUCCACUUUUAGCUAGUGCAAAAAAGGGCAAUGAGGAAGUUCUACCUGUUGCUCGUAAGUUGGGAGAGAAAGUGCUUGAAAGCUGUGCUGCUAAGGUUAAACCUUACUUGCAACAUGCUGUGACAUCACUGUGCAUAUCAUUAGAUGAUUACAGUGACAUUGUUGGAUCUAUAUGCCAAGAAAUGUCUGGUUCUGUUGAGCAAAAUGAUCAUGCUGCUGAUGAAAAUAAAGUUGAAACAUUGAAGCCAGCAGGAGGAUCAUCUGACGAGGCUGCCCAGGCUGAUGUGGAAAUAGUACCAGAAGCAGAUUCUUUUAAACAAGCUGAUCCUAUAAAUGACAAAUCUCCUAAGUCAGUUGUGAGCAAUGGUGCUGCCCAGGUUGGUGAGGAUGACUCCUUGGCAGAUUCUUGUUCAUUGAAGAAAAAGGAUGAUGGUGAUCGUGCCAAUCAGCUAACAGGUGGUGUUGAGACACCAAGCAAUGCUGAGCCUGAUAAAUUGGAUGUUGAGAAGGCAGUUAUUGAGGAGAGCAAGCCAGAACAGGCUAGUAAGUCGAGAGGAAGGAAAGUUAACUCAUCAACAAAGUUGGCAGAACCUUCUGAAAGUUUUCAGAUUGGUGCAGAAGAGGAAGCUCAAAAAUUACUGGAUGCUAAACCUCCUAGCAAGGAUGUUCCUAGCUCUCCACGUCAGGAAGCAUCCACAGACGAAGCUUUGUCUUUGGAUAUUAAACAAGAGAUUGAUAGCAGUCAGCCUUCCUCUCCAAAGGCACAAGAGGGUGAAAUUAAAAAUGAGGCUGAUGGUAGUCAGCCUUCCUCUCCAAAGGCACAAGAGGGUGAAUCUAUGUCAGUUGCUUCUCCAUCUGGAAGUGGCAGCCUUCCUGAAGAAAGUCUUUCCAAGAAGGCUGGACGAUUGAAGAGGAAAGACAGUCUGAUCAAAGAUUUGGAGCCAUCUGCUGAAGAUGUUCCUAGAAAGGCAUCUGAAGGAACAAGUGACUCGGAAACUAAACCAAACAAACGUUCUGCUAGAAAGGGGCCUGCCAGGAUUUCCAAUGAGGAAAAGGCACCUGCUGGGAUCUCCAAUGAGGAAAAGGCACCUGCUAGGAUCUCCAAUGAGGAAAGGGCACCAAUGGCAACGGAUGUGUCCCAGAAGGAAAGUGGCCCUACUGAUGAAUCAGAGGAAAAACCUCUGAAGCAACCCUCUAAAAAGGCGGAUUCAAGCAGUAAUAAUGGUGAUGGAUCUUCAUUAAAUCAACCUGAGGAUAAGAAACAGCGCAGUCGUGGAAAGUCUACCUCAGAAAAGAAACUGUCCAAAAGCUCAACCAAAGAUUAUGACAAGGAAAAAGUCUCUUCACCAAAAUCAGCUGCAAAAUCAACUAAAGAUUUGCAUUUAUUGGAAGAGACACCCAAGACUGAUACCAAGAGGAAGCGUGCCUCGGAUAGUAAAAAGGCAUCUGGAGAGAAAGACUAUGACUCUGAUCUCGUUGGUUUAAGAGUUAAAGUUUGGUGGCCACAUGAUCGCGCAUUCUAUGAUGGUGUGAUUCGUAAUUAUGAUCCAGUCAAAAAGAAGCAUGAGGUUGCAUAUGAUGAUGGAGAAGUGGAAAUAUUAAAUCUCAAAAGGCAAAGGUGGGAAUUUAUUGAAGAUGAUGGUACGCCAGAUGAGGAAGAAGAAGUUGAUUCCCGAAGUCUGGAUGUUGCUUCUGAAAGGCCUCCAAAGAAGAAAGCUAAAACAAUUCCCAAUCGGUCUUCUAAGCUAGGAAAGGUGGAUGCUUCUCCAGUGAGGGGGGGAGGGGGUUCCUCCAGCAAACCCAAAAGUGCAGUAACAAAAUCUGGACAAAAGUCUAAAGAAGUUGGAAAAACAGAUAGCAAAUCUUUGGAUGAUCCAAAAGCCAUCAAAAAAGUAGAGGAUGAUAGUGUUGGCAAAACUAAAGAUAAAAGUGGAAUUAAAUCUACUGGCAUUAGUUCAAAGACAGCCAGCAAAUUGAAAAUUGAUGACGUCAGUACAUCCAAGACUGGCAAGUUCAAAGAGGAUGGGUCUAAAACACCCAAAUCCUCCAAGUCCAAGGAUGAAACCAGGAAAACUGGCAAAUCCAAGCAAGAUACACCAAAGGUUACCCCCAGUGCCAAGGGUAAAUCUCCAAAGACCAGUGGCAAAUCAAAUGUUAAUGGUACUGGAAAGUUGAAAUCUGGUGCUUCGAAAGGUAAAGAAACUGAAGAAACUGGAGAGAAUUCAACAGAUUCAGAUGAACCACAAGAAAGUAUGAAGGGGAAGUCUCUGAGCUCAACCAAAAGACAGGGAAGCGAGGGAAAGAGUGGGAAAAAGCGGCGAAGAGCUUAAAGUUUACCCGUGCUAUCUUAAUUGCUAUUUGUUGCAGCAAAGCUGUCUAGUCUCUGCAUGUCAGUAAGGACCCCAGCCACUUCUUGCAGCUCUUUUUGUUGAUGUCCAAGCGUCGCAUUCACACAGUAGGCCAUUGUUUGGGUACUAGGUGUCUUUUGACAUAAUUCCUAGGCUUUGGCUAUUUCAAAAACAGUUUAGUGUAGUUUAUAGCAGUUGUAGGAUUAGUUUUCCUUUCUGUUAAUUGUUUCUAGAUGGAAAUUAUGUGAAUUGGGAGUGGCGGUAGAGUACAUUGAGUUAGCUUUGUUAAAUAGAUGCUUUUAUAGGUAAUGUCACAGAUUCGCAAUCUCGCUGUCA
This is a messenger RNA of Ricinus communis (castor bean), 3600 nucleotides long. Its product is annotated as sister chromatid cohesion protein PDS5 homolog C. Gene Ontology annotation, biological process: mitotic sister chromatid cohesion; DNA repair. The record is from RefSeq and is a predicted model, not a curated record. The transcript has 14 exons. The coding region runs from base 337 to 3246 and encodes 969 amino acids. Lineage: Eukaryota; Viridiplantae; Streptophyta; Magnoliopsida; Malpighiales; Euphorbiaceae. Gene Ontology annotation, cellular component: chromatin; nucleus.